Penicillium roqueforti is the source of this 2499-nucleotide messenger RNA. RefSeq names its product ubiquitin ligase complex subunit HRD3. Gene Ontology annotation, molecular function: protein binding. Gene Ontology annotation, cellular component: endoplasmic reticulum membrane. The record is from RefSeq and is a predicted model, not a curated record. The coding region runs from base 1 to 2499 and encodes 832 amino acids. NCBI's taxonomy places the organism in Eukaryota, Fungi, Ascomycota, Eurotiomycetes, Eurotiales, Aspergillaceae. Gene Ontology annotation, biological process: ERAD pathway. The transcript is spliced from 4 exons.
AUGAGGACGCCGCUCUCACACUUUCUCUCGGCCCUGCUGCUAUUGCAGACAUGCGCAGCUGGGCCUGGUCAGCCGCUUACUGACCAAACAGCGUCCGCGGCAACGGGCCGCGAUGCAGACCACGAAUUCACGUUCCUGGCAGGGGAAGCAGAACCCCGACCUAUGACUCAACGAGUCGAGAAUGCCUGGAAUACCCUUCGCACAAUAAAGAAUCCAGUCCUUCAAUCCGACAAGUCGAGAGGAUUACUAGGGACGGUCACAUACUAUGGCCGUCAAACGGUCCGACUGCUAUUCUUGAACCGCCCUUCGACCGAAAAACCCGAGCAGAAAAUAAACAAACAUCUGACGGGAGCAGUGGAGGAGCUGAGAACAGCUGCAGACGAAGACCGAGACCCGGAUGCUAUGUUCUUGUUAGCAGAGAUGAACUUCUAUGGCAACUUCUCCCAUCCCCGCGAUUUCAAAGAGGCCUUCCGCUGGUACCACGAACUAGCAUGGUUGGACGGAAACAACACAGCGCAGAACAUGGUCGGGUUCAUGUAUGCGACGGGCAUCGGCGGUGCGGUCGAACCCGACCAGGCAAAGGCCCUGAUGUACCACGAGUUUGCAGCGGAAACAGGGAACAUCCGCUCGGAGAUGACACUUGCGUAUCGCUACCACACUGGUAUCGGAACGCCGAAGGAUUGUGACCAUGCGAUCCAUUACUACAAGAAGGUUGCGGACAAGGCGGUCGAGUACUACCGCUCAGGCCCUCCGGGUGGUAGGUCUAUGGUUCGAGAAUCUUAUCGUUGGGCAGACGAAGAAGGUGGUGUCUACGGUCCAGGAGCCAGUGUGUCGAGCUCGGGUCAAAAUGCGCGGGACGCUGCCAAUGCCUCUCCUGAGGCCAGCGUGGAAGAUAUACUAGAAUACUUGGAUCUCAUGUCCCGGAAGGGUGAACUGAAGGCUACAUACACCCUCGGUAAGAUGAACUUCGAGGGCGCCCGGGGCUUGCCGCGGAAUUUCCGACUGGCUAUGAAGCAUUUCAAGGUUGUUACCAAGAAAUAUUGGAACAAGGAUGGGUCCGUCAACUCAAACCCCCCUGCAGGGCUUGAUAAACUGGCAUCCAAGGCCGCAGGACAUAUUGGCCUGAUGUACCUUCGCGGAGAGGGUGUUAAGCAACACUUCCCGACUGCCCUCACAUGGUUCCGGAGGGGUAUUACGAACGGGGACCCGAUGUGCCAGCAUUGGAUGGGUCUGAUGUAUCUCAAGGGCUAUGGUGUUCCGCAGGAUGCCUUCAAGGCAUCUCACUACUUCAAAGCAGCGGCAGAGCAGGAUUCCCCUGCGUCAGAAUCACGAUUAGGCGCUCUGUUCUUGGACCAAGGAGAUGUGGCAACCGCAACACGUUACUUCGAGCUUGCCGCCCGCUGGGGCUGGAUGGAGGCGUACUAUUAUCUAGCUGAGAUGGCCAACUUCGGUAUUGGCAGACAGCGUCACUGUGGUGUGGCCGCUGCCUACUAUAAAAUGGUUGCCGAAAAAGCAGAGAUCGUCCACUCAGCUUUCGUGGAGGCAAACGCUGCUUACGAAACCGGUGAUAAGGAGGGCGCUCUCAUUCCGUCAAUGAUGGCAGCCGAGCAAGGCUAUGAGAAUGCACAGGCAAAUGUGGCUUAUCUGCUUGAUGAGCAUCGCUCCGUACUCUCACUAAAUUCCAUCCUUCCAUGGGCUGAGAAGGCUCGAUCCUCCUUGAUGCGCAAUGCGCGACUGGCCUUGAUUUAUUGGACCCGCUCUUCGAAGCAAGCCAACAUCGACUCUUUGGUCAAGAUGGGUGACUACUACCUGUCUGGUACUGGUACACCUAUCGAUGCCGACAAGGCCUCGACCUGUUACCACAAUGCUGCUGAAGCCCACCACAGUGCCCAGGGCUACUGGAAUUUGGGAUGGAUGCAUGAGAAUGGCGUGGCAGUAGAUCAGGAUUUCCACAUGGCCAAGCGAUAUUAUGAUUUGGCUCUUGACCUCAGCCCCGAAGCGUAUCUGCCAGUGAAGCUCAGCUUGAUCAAACUCCGGGCUCGAGGAUACUGGAAUCGCAUCACUAACGGAGACAUUAACCCCAUCCAUGAGGAGGAAGACUCGAAGCCCCGUCGUACCUUCAAGGAAUGGGUCAAGGCUUUCAUCGAGAACGACGAGGAUGGCUAUUACGAAGACCUUUAUGAACUACAACGGGGUGAUGAUGAUGAAUAUCGUGGCUUGGAAUCCGAAGGCCACGAAGAUGGCUACUAUGAUGACCUGGACCUUGAUAUCGACGAGGGAAUGCUCGAGGGUCUCCUCAUUGUCGGACUGGCUGCUGCGCUGUUGGUUUUGGUAUACUACCGUCAGCAGCAGCAGCGCAACCGACAGAACCAGAACGCCAAUGCCAACGCUAACGCCAAUGCCCCGAAUGGAGAUGGGAAUGCCAACGACCGUGGAUUAUUCCCUCAGCCUGGUGAACCUGACUUUGGGCAAUGGGUAGCAGGAGGAGUUGGUCAUUGA